AACGGGAUUAUUCCUCAUAAACAAAUUCCACUUCCGCUUCCUUUUCAGCCUCGAAUUUGCAACAUGGCGCAGGGAAAAAAUAAACGGCUCACUAAGGGAGGAAAGAAGGGUGCAAAGAAGAAGAUUGUUGACCCUUUCACCAAGAAGGACUGGUAUGAUGUGAAGGCUCCUUCCAUGUUCAAUAUUCGCCAGAUUGGCAAGACACUGGUCACCAGGACCCAAGGAACUAGGAUUGCUUCUGAUGGUCUGAAGGGUCGUGUGUUUGAGGUCUCUCUAGCUGAUCUCCAGAACGACGAGAUCACCUUCAGGAAGUUCAAACUGAUCGCCGAGGAUGUUCAGGCACGCAACGUUCUCACCAACUUCCACGGCAUGGACUUGACCCGUGACAAGCUUUGCUCCAUGGUGAAGAAGUGGCAGUCUCUCAUUGAGGCUCACGUAGAUGUGAAGACCACUGAUGGAUUCCUUCUCCGCAUGUUCGCUAUUGGAUUCACAAAGAAGAAGCCCUACCAGGUUAAGAAGACCUGCUAUGCCCAGCAUGCACAGAUCAAAACGAUCCGCAAGAAGAUGGUGGACAUCAUCACCAGGGAGGUCUCCUCCAACGACAUGAAGGAAGUCGUCAACAAACUUAUCCCCGACAGUAUCGGAAAGGAUAUUGAGAAGGCAUGCCAGGGGAUCUACCCACUCCACGACGUAUACAUCCGUAAGGUCAAGGUCCUGAAGAAGCCAAAGUUUGACUUGGGCAAAUUGAUGGAGAUGCAUGGUGAGGGUGGCAGCAAGACCAUUGUCACAGAGACCGGCGAGAAGAUCGAACGAACGGACAACUUCGAGCCACCUGUGCUUGACUCUGUAUAGACUCUUACAUUACCUGUGAUGAGGCAAAGAAAAUAAAGAGAAAAAUCUUCA
Molecule: messenger RNA, 903 nt
Organism: Mya arenaria
Lineage: Eukaryota; Metazoa; Mollusca; Bivalvia; Myida; Myidae
Product: 40S ribosomal protein S3a-like
Exons: 6
Coding region: 64-852 (262 amino acids)
Biological process (GO): translation
Cellular component (GO): ribosome; cytosol
Molecular function (GO): structural constituent of ribosome
Source: RefSeq, a predicted model, not a curated record